Molecule: messenger RNA, 1468 nt
Organism: Brassica oleracea var. oleracea
Lineage: Eukaryota; Viridiplantae; Streptophyta; Magnoliopsida; Brassicales; Brassicaceae
Exons: 1
Coding region: 369-1196 (275 amino acids)
Source: RefSeq, a predicted model, not a curated record
AUUCUAACUUCUCUUUUUAAUUCAAAUUGUUGCGUUAAAGGCACCAGACUUGGUCCUCCUGUGCCAAGUUUUACAAGGCACCGAACCUGUGAACCUAAAUUGCUUUGAAAGAGAAGUUUCUCUAUCUAUAUCACACACACACACACACACAAAUCUAAUCUUCUCUCUUUCAACCGUAAAUUUUGCUCACCAUCAAGGCAAGUUUCCUUCUUUUGCUCCCCUAGCAAUAUUAAUUGCUACUAAAAUAUCUUGCCAAGGGUAACCAAAUCUUGCUUCAUUCCUCUGUAAUAUCACAGAAAGGACCUAAAAUUUAGGGUGUUUUUUUUUGGGUUCUUUCCAUGUGAUGUGAGCAUUUUUGGGUGAGAAAGAUGAAGACUAUAAUUAAGUUAGGGAUUGGGUUGAGUUUGGUGUUUGGGUUUCUUCUCUUAGCACUUAUUGCAGAAGUCUAUUACCUUCUGAGAUGGAAGAAGCACAAGAAGAGAGUCAUAAGCCAAGAGAGUGAGGAAGAGAAAGAAGAAGAGCAACAACAACAAACCGGGUACGCUAAGGAACUUAUCCAGCUCUUCUGCUUCAAAAAGCCUCAGUCUUUACAUGCCAACAACGGCGGAAGCGAAGGAGAAGAAGUCUCGAGGAAUCAAGAUUUGGAGCUUGGCUUGAUGAAACAUCUGGAAGGAGGAGGAGAAGAAGGGUUUGAAGCAGAGCUCAUGAAGCUUCAUAACCAGAGGUUUCUCUUCACAAUCAUGGAAGAGACGAAAGCUGAUUUGGAAUCUGACGACGGGAAGUCGAGAUCGAGGACGAGGAGCUUGAGUGAUGUUCCGGCUGGAGUAAAUGACUGUAAUACCCCUGGAUUGGCUUCUCCGACAACACUAAAGUCGUCUCCUUUGGAGUCUUACUCGCACCACGAGUUCAAUCCUCUGUUCGAAACAGAGGGUGAGCUUGAGUUCAACAAGUUUUUCAAGUCGUCUUCUUCGCCUCCGCCGAAGUUCAAGUUCAUGAGGGACGCGGAAGAGAAGCUGAGGAGGAGAAUGAUCGAGGAAGCCAAGAGGAGAGAGCUAAAACCGGAACUUUCGGUUGUAUCAGAAGGUUCGUUCUUGAAGUUCAUGACUCCUGCGACGGUGAACAGAGAGAAGAAACAGAGUAAUCAAGAAUCUGUUGAAACGGUGUCGUUUCGUACUUCAUCAGGUACAAAGUCUUAGAACGUUAGACCAGAAAUCAUUUGCACUGGUUGUUUAGUAUUAGACCUCUCUUGCUUUAAUUUUUAUUUUUUUGGUUCAAAUUUUAUUAAGAAUUUCAAUUUUUAGUUGUGUGAAAUGUGAAUUAUCUUUCCUUUCUUUGGAAAUGAUUUCCUCUGUACGUAUCAAUCUGAAAAAAAAUUCUGCAGAUGCUUGUUUGAAUUUCGUUUGAAGAAAAAAGUUAAAAGGAAAAGUUGUAAAUUGUAUAUAGCUUUUGGGAAAUAAGUUAAAAUUAA